This is a messenger RNA of Linum trigynum, 4029 nucleotides long. Lineage: Eukaryota; Viridiplantae; Streptophyta; Magnoliopsida; Malpighiales; Linaceae. The record is from the annotation of a GenBank genome assembly.
CUAAAGAUGAAAAGAACCAACUGUACAAACAGGUUAAUGAUUACAAGCUUAAGUGUCAUGAUCUAACCAACACAGUUAGCACAUUACAAAAGGAAAAACUAGAGUUACUCACUCAGGUAAGGAAACUCAAAGAAAAAAAUAGCGUCGAGUCUGGAAACUGCCACAGUCAUUACAAACAUGUAGUAGAGAAUCUAAACCUGUAGAGUGCUACUAUUGCCAUCGAGAGGGACACAUCAUUAAGUUUUGUAGGAAACGUAUGGUGGCAGAAAACUGGAAAAGACUAACUUGUGUUGAGGCACGUUCUGCUUAUGGUAGAAAAAUUCAAAACAACAACGCACCCAAGAUGAUCUGGGUACGGAAAACAAGUUGACUGCUAAUUGUGCAGGAUGGUCUUCGAGUGAGCAGGAAGACAAACAAGUGGAUUCUGGACAGCGGCUGCUCACGUGAUAUGAUGGGUAACAAAGAACUGUUCACUAAAUUCAAAGAAGGUAAAGGAGGUAAAGUAUUCUUCGGAGACAAUAACUCAGCAGAAAUCUUAGGGGUCGUUUGCUUGUUGGAUUUGGGUCAUGGAUUUGGUACCCAAAUCCCAAGCUUGAUGGAUUUAACAUAAGUCCAUUGUUUGUUGAAGGGUGCUAAAUCCGUGGGGUCCACAGAUUUGGUCUUUAUUUUGGAACCAAAUCCGUGGACCCCACGGACUUGUAAAUCCCACAUAUUGAUUUGGGAUUUGCAAAUCCUUGAUGGUUAGAUAUUUAUUUAACAAAUCCAUCACAAAUCCAUCAUCAAAUCUAUCAUGCGAACAUUAGACUCUUUAAAUCCAUAAUCCAAUAAAUCCAACAUAAAUCCCAAGGUUUUUAUUGGCCAAAACCCUCAUUUUUCAAAUCCAACAAGCAAACGACCCCUUAGGAAUAGGCAAGUUGGGGUUGGACCUAGUAUUUCAAAUGUCAUGCUAGUUGAUAAUUUAAAACACAAUCUGAUCUCAGUAAACCAAAUUUGCAACUUAGGAAAUAGAGUAAUUUUUGAGUCGGAUAUGUGCUACAUUGAAAAUAAAAUGUCCAAGGAAAUUCUGCUCACCGGAAAAAGAGAAGGUAAAGUAUAUGUGUUUGAUCUUAAUAGUAAAAGGUUGUCUGAAGAACUCUGCUUAGUGUCCUUGAAUAAUAAUGAUAAAUUUGAGUGGCAUAGGAGGUUAGGGCAUGUAAAUAUAGGGAUUCUUUCCAAAUUGGUUAAUUUAGAGUUGGUUAGAGGUCUUCCCAAGAUUAAAAGUAAAAAGGAAUUUUUUUGUGAUGCUUGCGCCAAAGGAAAACAUACCAAGUCAAGUUUUAAAAGCAUCAAUAUGAUCUCUUCUAUUAAACCUCUUGAGCUUCUUCACCUAGAUCUGUUUGGUCCAACAAAUGUGGUAAGUUAUGGAGGGAAGAGUUAUGCUUUCUUUAUAGUAGAUGAUUUUUCACGUUUCACCUGGGUACUUUUCUUGGCUAGUAAGGAUGAAGCGUUUGAAAACUUCAAAAUGCUCACCAAGAAACUAGAGACUGAAAAACAAGGUAAAGUAAUUGGGAUCAGAAGUGAUCACGGAGGUGAGUUUAUUUCUGAUAGUUUUAAUUCUUUUUGUAUAGAUCAGGACAUUCAUCAUAACUUUUCUGCCCCUAGGACUCCGCAGCAAAACGGAGUGGUAGAACGUAAAAACCGGACUAUGAUUGAAAUUGCUAGGACCAUGCUGAAUGACUACAAUCUGCCAAAAUAUUUUUGGGCAGAAGCAGUCAACACUGCUUGCUACAUUAUUAAUAGGGCUUUAGUGAGGUCUGAAAUUAAGAAAACCCCGUAUGAGAUCUGGAAAGGUAGAAAGCCUAAUCUAGGAUACUUCCACCCCUUCGGCUGCAAAUGUUUUGUGCUUAACACAAAGGAUAAUCUAGGUAAGUUUGAUGCCAAGUCCGAUGAGGCAGUAUUUCUUGGUUACUCAAAUGUAAGUAGAGCUUACAGAGUGUUCAAUAAAAGGACCCUCAAAGUUGAGGAGUCCAUAAAUGUUAUUUUUGACGAGUCUGUUAGUGAAAUUUCAGAAGAACUAGAUGAUGAUGAUUUCGGACUUGGAAAAAGCAGUAGCAGUUCAGAUGUGGAGGUUACCGCAAGGCAAGAAGAGGAAGAAGCAAGUAAAAAUAAGGACCAGGCAGAUCCUGAAUCUGAAGAAUUGCAUCCUCCACCUCAUAUAAGCAAACGACAUCCACCCACCUUGGUCAUAGGUAAGCUCAGUGAAGGUAUGGUAACUCGAUCCAAAACUGUGAACAACCGGAAUGCUUUUGUAUCUCUAUUUGAGCCUAAGAAUGUAGACGAGGCUUUAUGUGAUGAAUUUUGGUUAGAAUCCAUGCAUGAUGAGAUGAAUCAGUUUGAAAGAGCCAGGGUUUGGGAUCUUGUUCCCAAACCAGAAGGUGUAAAUGUCAUAGGGACUAAAUGGAUAUAUAAAAACAAAUCAAAUGAUGUAGGUCGCAUAAUUAGAAAUAAAUCUAGGCUUGUUGCUCAAGGUUAUUGCCAAGAAGAAGGGAUUGAUUUUGAAGAGUCUUUUGCCCCCGUGGCAAGACUCGAAGCCAUUAGGAUGCUCUGUGCGUUUGCUAGCUCAAAUGGUUUUAAACUUUUCCAAAUGGAUGUGAAAAGUGCUUUUUUGAAUGGGGACUUGAAAGAAGAUGUUUAUGUGACCCAACCUCCAGGAUUUGAGUAUCCCAAAUACCCAAACCAUGUCUAUAAACUAAACAAGGCUUUGUACGGGCUGAAACAAGCUCCUAGAGCAUGGUACGACAAGCUUAGCAAUGUCGUGAUUAGUAUUAGUGAAAAGCUGUACAGAAGAAUGAUAGGCUCCCUGUUAUACUUAACUGCUAGUCGUCCCAAUAUCAUGUUUGCUGUCUGUGUUUGCGCCCGCUUCCAAAGCUCCCCUAAGGAAAGUCACCUCAUAGCAGUUAAGCGUAUCUUCAGAUACUUGUCUGGCACUGUGUCUUGGGGACUAUGGUACUCUAGUGGGUCAGGAUUAGAUCAAGUAGGAUACAGUGACUCGGACUUUGCCGGAAGCUUAACUGAUCGAAAAAGUACUUCAGGGGCUUGUCACUUUCUAGGCACAUCUCUUGUAUCUUGGUUUAGCAAGAAACAGAACUCUGUAGCCCUCUCAACUGUAGAGGCUGAAUAUGUAGCAACUGGUGCGUGCUGUACUCAGAUUUUGUGGAUCAAAUACCAACUUCUGGAAUAUGGUAUGAAGUUCAGUGAAUUGCCUGUGCUGUGUGAUAACACCAGCGCGAUCAAUAUAGCAAAGAACCCUAUCCAGCACUCAAGAACAAAACAUAUUGACAUUAGGUUUCAUUUCAUUCGUGAAUUAGUGGAAAGCAACAUUAUUCGGCUAGAAUUUAUUCCUACCCAAUUUCAGUGGGCCGAUAUUUUCACGAAACCCCUUGCUGCUGAACCUUUUUCUCUCAUUCGGAGAGAAUUGGGGCUAGCUCCAUUGGAAGCAGUGACUGCAUCUCAUUAAAACUCGUGACCGUUUGGGAAUCUGCUGGCAGAUCCUUGAUUAAGAAGUGGUAAUCAGUGCAAACUCGUGACACAGGUAAAAACAGGUAAGUUUUAUCUCUAUACAAUGUGAAUUAGUUGUGUACUCAGGUUAAGGUAAGUCAAUUUGUUUUAAACUAGGGGAUACAAUAGUUAGGGUAACUAAUUAUUCUGAGCUAUCUCUUAAUGCUGAGUCUGAUUUCCUCCUAGUCUCUGUCCCUUCCCACAUCCCUCUGAUUUCGUAUUCAAAUCUCUACUUACCGUCUCUUGGUGAUUCCUUCCCUGCUCGUUUCUGUGAACCUGGCCUAUUUAAUCCCUGCCGUCACUCACCCUCUUUCUCAUCCACCAUCAUUGCCUGCUCUCCCCUCCUAAAACUUCACCAUGGCGUUCAAUCCUCAGCUGUCCCUCAUGACUGCGAGAGCAUCAGUGUUCACCAACAAUAUUUGUCCUGAACCUCGGGAUUAUCCUCGGUACUUAUGCUAUUUCUGCCAUAGACGCCUCAUUCCUUUAUAUACG